GUUAGUCAGCCAGAGCCAAUGAUCCGUAGAGUAGUCGUCGUUGGUCGUUCCGGUCGAAAAUCGUGCUCGUGGGCUUUUCUCGAAAGAGGCUUAUUCAGCAAUAGCGCAACGUGAUCGAAAGUGAAAACAAAUAUAUAACACACACACACACAUAAGUCACUAACGUCGUCUGGGGAACCGAUUAGAGACGGUCUGCCGUCGUCGACUAAGCCAUUAUGUGCGUUGUUAGGAAGAUGUGAUGGCCAGUUUGCGGUGUUGAUGUUGAUGGAAAGUUUAAAAUAAAUCGUAAAUUAUAGAUUUACGCCUUGCAAUCUCCGGGGUCCGUUCGGGGCGAUUCGAUUUGUGGCGACGACGACGUGUAAUAUAGUGAUCCAUUUCGAACCACCGAGUGCGAGAAGCCGACAGUGAUUAGACGCCGGCUUACGGUCGAGUUUCGAGAUUGUGGUUUGAAAGUGACAGUGAGUCAUUCGGAAUUUCGAUACAAGUCAAUGGCCGGUUUAAGGGAAGAUUAGGAUAGGUUCAAUUGGAAGGUGUGUGGUCGUGGCUUGAAGUUGUGCAAUGGAAGCGGACGUUCUGAAUGCGUUGAAUACGCAGACGGCGUACAUCCCGGGAGGACGAGAUCGCGAUGGACAUCCGUUGAUCGUCAUACCGGUGCCGUUCUACGAUAACCUACCGUGGAUGAAGGGAUUCCUGGAAACGACCGUCAAGUACCUUUUGUCUUCACUCAGCACGGAAACCAUCAGCCAUGGCUUUGCAGUGACCCUGGAUGCGCAGAAAUGCUCCUGGCGAUCGGCACGGCAGUACAUCCGACACGUCCACACGCUUCUGGGCCCAAACCUGGACAGCUUUCUCGUCAUUCGACCGGACGCCUUUUGGGAAAAGAAUCGCGUCGAAAACUGCGCCCGUCAUCAUCGACAGGGAGAGCCGACGGUUAUCUCGAAAUCACGUCUCGUCAAGUACUUCGAGCUGAGUGAGCUUCCCGAUGAGUUGGGUGGCAACGCCGUGUACAACCACGACCAAUGGAUACAGAAUCGGCUGCGCAUUGAGGAAUUCCGAAAAUCCUACGAUAAAGCGAUCGCUGACCUAGAAAACCUGCACCGGCUGCUGCUGGACAACCGGACGGUGCGGGCCAGCGAGUCGGAACCGGCGCUCAAGUCCUGCCGGCAGCUGAACCAAGACGUGCAGAAUUCGUUGAUCCUCGUCAUGGACGGUGGCAAUAAACUGAUUUCCCUCAUCGGUGACCUACAAAGUACAAAAACUUUACUGUCCCAAGACCUCCUGGACAGUCGCGAAUCGGUGAAGCACAUGCUCAACACCAUCGACAAGAGGCAAUCGUCGAUCAACGCCGCACUGCAGGAGCUGGAACGAAACGUCGAGGAACUCCGCGAGCUGGCAACCCUGGAGGAGGGCGUCUCCUACGUGACCAACUGGAUCCUGACCACGGCGGAGACCAUGCUCAACGCGCAGCUCAAAGUCGGCUACGACGUCACGACGGCCGAUAAGCACCGCUUGGAGCACGAAAUCCUGGAGCUGCAGUGCUGGAAGACGUACGGUUUCUACGCGGAGCUGAUCUACAAGAUCGACAACUUUCCAAAGAUAAAGGACUCGGCCCCGUUCAAGGAUCUGAUGUCGCAGCGCGAGUGGAUGGACUUCGUAUGCCGGAGCUUCGCGCAACGGUUGGAGCGGCGGCGCAAUGUGCUGAUCACGUCGGUGCGGUUCUACCGGCUGGUGGCGGAGUACUUCGACCGAACCAGCGAGGUGUUCCAGUCGCUCAUCAUGGGCGACAAGGUGGACGACUUUGACCUGGCCAAUGCGAAGCUGCACAAGCUGAAGGAUAGUCAACAAACUUUAGACUCCGUCGAGAAGGAAAUCAUCAAGGAGGGUGAAAAGCUGAGCGACAUCCUGUCGAUGCCCGUCAAGGAUGCCGUGGGUCGGGAAGUCGAGGUGGACUACAGCGAAGACAUCGCCAACGUGCGGGACAUCCUGGAUGCAACCAUCUCCCGUUCGCGGAUCUUCGUCGAAAGUGUCGAACUGCAGCGGCUGACGCUGGAUCAGAUCACCCACAUCUACAAGUACGAAACGGACGCCGAGACGGCCCUGCAGUGGAUGGACGAUUUGUACAAAGUGAUGAUCCGAUCGCACACGCACGUCGGGACCAACGUCUACGAGAUUCAGGCGCAGAAGGACGAACACCAGACGUUCCAGGAGACGGCCAAGGGAACGUACAACUACGGCUGUCAGCUGUUGAAUGCGUCGCUCGCGCUGAGGCAGUCGUGCAAGUUGGAAACCGAUCGGAACAUCGACAUGACCAAGAACCUGCAGGUCACGUGGAAGCAGUUUCAGGCCGUCAGCCAGGAGCAGAUGACCCGGUUGCGGGUUUCGGCCGUGUUCCACCGGAGCGUCGAGGAGCACUGCAGCAAACUGUACGAGUUGAAGGAUAAUGUGCUGCGGAUCGGAGAGAUCGAGGAGUCCGGCCGGAGGAAAGUGAGACUGAGAAAGUGCCUGACCAGUAGGGAGCGGCUGCUGGUGGAAGUGGGUCGAAUGGUGCGACUGGGAAGACUGCUGAAAACGAGACUGAAGGAACCGUUCCUGUUGGAUGACCGGGUGGAAACCAUGGCAAGCCCGGAAAAUGUACUGGCCGAGUCGGACAAUAUUAUGGCCUGUGAGGCGAUCUCCGCUCGUCUGGCGGAAGUUUCCCGAAUAGCCGAGUCGCUGGACAGCGUCCUCCGUGACGUCCAGGGUGGUUUCGACGACGUGGACGAUGAAGUGGCGGACGUUUCGGGUGAGAUGACCCAUCGGAAGGCCGACGGCAGUAAUCAUAGUGAUGACUGGAGUUCCAGCGUGAAAUCCACCGAGGACGAAUCCUUCGUCACCGCUUCGGACUGCACCUGCACUCCGCAGUCUCGAUCAUCGUCCUACCACACGGCUUCCGAGUGUCGAGCAUCGCCCUGGUGGGGAGGAGAGUCCACCGAGCGAAGCUCCCUGGACAACGACUCCUCGGAAGAUGCCGACCCGGAAGCCCUUCCUUCGAUCAAGCUGCUAUCCGGGGUCGUCAUAACGGCGUCCUCUGCCAAUCUCUCCUUCGACGAGUCCGAGCACAGCUGCCUAACGCCGACCUCCAACAGUGAACAAGCCGACUCGGACGAUCCCCACCAAUCCCCGACGGGUCGGAACCAGUCCUCACCGGAGAUCAGCUCCGGUUCAAGCUCCGCUCUGAACUCGAUCAAUCGAAGGGAGAACCUAGCCUUGGCGCUGACCCCGGAAGAGCUGGAACAGAUCGAGAACGAUAUCCGGAACAACAACAACGUCAUGGUGGCAGUGGCAGAGAGCACACCCAAGGGCGCCAAGCAUCACAGUUCACCGACGGCCAGCGAAGACAGCGGCAAUGUAAGUACGAUCAGUGCCAAACUGGACGCUGUCCUGGAGCUGGAAAGUCCUCCGCUCAAGACAGGCAACCAGGAAAUCUCCGGACUGACUUACUACUAUCAGAAUAUCAUUGCGAAGCACACGGUCAAGAGCUGUUUGUGAGCUGGUUGGUUCUCGGUGGUGCGUAGAUCGGUCAUAGUGUAGCUAAAAGAAGAAGAAAAUGUGAAAUGUGUUUGUGCCGGCAAGUGGCAAGAAUCUCAACAAAUUCAUUUGUGUUCUCAGUAAGUAGGAUUUACUUCUAUCGUGUUCUAGACUAGUGUGACAUUCCAAUCAUUAUUAUCUAAGUUUCUUGUUUUAACUAACUUGCACGAAUAGGUUAGAGUAGCGGAAUUGGCAGUUGAAAUCCUGCUAGCUAUUUUCAAUUGACUAGGUUGUAAGUUUUAAUACGAAUAAAAGCUGUUUUUGUUA
Molecule: messenger RNA, 3834 nt
Organism: Ochlerotatus camptorhynchus
Lineage: Eukaryota; Metazoa; Arthropoda; Insecta; Diptera; Culicidae
Product: SEC14 domain and spectrin repeat-containing protein 1-B
Exons: 8
Coding region: 559-3528 (989 amino acids)
Molecular function (GO): phosphatidylinositol-3,4-bisphosphate binding; phosphatidylinositol-5-phosphate binding; phosphatidylinositol-3-phosphate binding
Source: RefSeq, a predicted model, not a curated record